This is a messenger RNA of Strongylocentrotus purpuratus (purple sea urchin), 1386 nucleotides long. Its product is annotated as tripartite motif-containing protein 59-like. NCBI's taxonomy places the organism in Eukaryota, Metazoa, Echinodermata, Echinoidea, Camarodonta, Strongylocentrotidae. The transcript has a single exon. The record is from RefSeq and is a predicted model, not a curated record. Gene Ontology annotation, molecular function: zinc ion binding; ubiquitin-protein transferase activity. Gene Ontology annotation, biological process: positive regulation of DNA-templated transcription. The coding region runs from base 1 to 1386 and encodes 461 amino acids. Gene Ontology annotation, cellular component: chromatin; nucleoplasm.
AUGGCAAGAUGCAAAAAAGAUAACCUGGAAUGUCCAGUAUGUAUUGACGUCAUCGAAAAUGCUACGAUAUUGAAUUGCGGUCAUACCUUCUGUCGAGAGUGUCUAGAGGGGAUCUACCAACUCUCCGGAGCUUGCUUGUCGUGUCCGGUGUGUCGAGCAGAGACGACGUUAACCGAGAAGGGUGUCGAGGGACUCCCCAGAAAUGUCAUGAUCAACAGUCUUGCGAAUGACUACCAGGUGUCUCUCACUUCGGCGAAAGCAUGUCCCUUCCACAAAGAGCAUGAGAAGGAAUUCUUCUGCCAGGAAUGCAAAGUGCACAUCUGUAUGAGAUGCGUGGUCACCGGGCAUCUGAACCACCCAAUGAAAACCAAAGAGGAUUUCAAGAGGGAGAUACAGGAAAAGAUAGACUGUCUCCUGCAACGUGGCCAGGCUAAGAAAGCAGACAUGGAGAGAGUGAUCGCAUCUGCCGAGGCACCGAAAGGACAAGUGGCCUCUGCAGUGGUCAAUUUGAAGCGUUGUAUCAAGAAUGCGUUUGCCAGGAAAUCAAGGCUUUUGAAGGAAAAUGAAACCUCCUUACUGGAGGAAAUCCAUUCGUUGCAGAGUAGCUAUGACAGCAGCAUUGAUGAGGACACAAUGCUGUAUUAUUAUCAGGUUGUUCAGGAUAUCAGUCGUGCCUUGACGGUGAUCACAGCCGAAGAUCCAGAAAGCUUGGAAGCGGACAGCCUGGCUAGUCACACCAUGGUGUGCAACGACUUGGAUGAACUCCUCAACAAAGUCCUUGCCGGCAAAAUUGAUGCCGAGGCCAUGGCACGCGCCAAGGAGGCCGUGAUGAAUGCGGAAUUCCACCCAUCAGGAGACGAGCUGCUGAAUCUUGGUAUGGUCAAGACCAAAAAGAAGGUGGAGCUAGUCAUGAUUGAUGUUAAUCAGCUUCUGCCGUUGGUGAAGGGGUUGGCAGCACAGUCGGAGGACACAGCUAAGGUUGAAUAUGGCGCCUGUCGGUCUUAUGAGGACAGAGUUAAUCAAAGGGAUGAAAAAUGUCAAUUCACGGAAGCUGAUGACUACGGGAAAGUUCCAGAAUGCGAUGAUGAUCAAUUUGAGUACUCGGAAGGGGACCACGCAGAAAACGUAAUGCAGAAUGAGAUGGAGAGGCAGGUGCGUUCAUGUACAGAAGCUGCCAACGUGGAAAAUUCAGAAUGCGAUGAUGAUGAUUUUGCAUCGUACUCGGAUGCUGACUACGCGGAAAGACUGAUACAGACUGAGUUGGAGAUGCAGACUGAGUUGGAGAUGCAGGUGCGUUUAUGUAUAGAAGCUGACAACGUGGAAAAUGCAGAUGGCGAAUUUGUGUUCUCGGGAUUAGCUGCUCAACUGCCUACGUGGAAAACAUGA